CUGUAGAGAUUCUUCUGGAACCAUUUUUGGUGAUUCACCGAUAUUUUCUACCAUCUCAUUUUAAUUUUUUUUAUUUUAAAUUUUUUUUUCACAGAUCGCUAAUUGCAAAUAGAUGUUUAUAAGCUAACAGAAUAUUCAACCAUGAGUACUUCAGGACUUACAGAAGAUGAGCUUCAGGAUAAGCUUAUAUCUGAAUGGGAAAAAUUAAGAUAUACCCCUAAAGCUGGUGAACCAGCCUUACCUCCACAAUUAUCUGACUUUGCAGAAAAGACUACUGAAGAUGUGAUGAAAGAAUUGAAUAGACUUCCAUUUUUCAUGACUGAAUUAGAUGAAACUGAUGGUGAAGGCGGUGAGAAUACUACACUUGAAGCAUUGAAGAGUUUGGCAUAUGAUGGGGAACCUCAUGAAAUUGCUGGUAAUUUUAAGAAUCAAGGUAAUGAUGCUUAUAAAACCAAACAAUAUAAAGUCGCAAUUGAAUUUUAUACUAAAGGUAUUGAAGUUGAUUGUGAUGAUAAAGUCAUAAACGCUGCAUUAUAUUCUAAUAGAGCAGCUUGUAAUCUUGAGUUGAAGAAUUACAGACAAUGUAUAGAGGAUUGUAAGAAAGUUUUAGCAAUCGAUGAAAAGAAUGUGAAAGCAUGUUUCAGAACUGGUAAAGCUUUCUUUGCUGUUAAUAGAUCUGAAGAAGCAUCUCAAAUAUUACAGUAUGGUUUAUCAUUUGAUCCUGAAAAUAAAGAUUUCAAAGGUUUAUUGGAAACUGUUAUAAAGAAACAAAAACAAAUAGAGGAAGCAAAAUUAAAGAAAGAAAGAGAACUAGAGGAAAAGAAAAUGAAACAACUGAUAUUAGAAAAUUCCAUUAAAUUAAGACAUUUCACCAUUAUAAAAUCAUCAAGACCAGCAGAAAUGUUAGAAGACGCCAAGUUACGUUUAGAAGAUCCUUUAGAUCAUGAAUCCCAAUUAAUAUUCCCUGCUAUGUUAAUAUAUCCAUCUAUUGAUGAAUUCGAUUACAUAGCUGAAAUAAGUGAAUUAUCAACUCCAAUUGAAAUCUUGGAAAUGAUAUUGGAUAGACCUCGUGAAUGGUUUGAAGAUCCAAAACAUAAGGAUUUCACUGUAAAGAAAUUGGAAUGUUAUAUGGAAACUCAAACUGGUGGUUUAAUCAAAGUAGGAAAGAAAAUGGCUAUCAAUAAUGUUUUAAUGAAUGAUAAACCAGUUGCUCCAUUGUUCGAUAAUGGUUUAAGAUUAUUUGUGGUUCCUAAAUCAGAAUCAGCAGAAUGGCUCUCAAAAUGGUCAAAAGAAGCAGCUUUAGCUAAGCGUAAACAGUAAAUAUUAUAGAUUACACAUUACUCAAUACAUAAUAAUACAUAA
Molecule: messenger RNA, 1362 nt
Organism: Scheffersomyces coipomensis
Lineage: Eukaryota; Fungi; Ascomycota; Pichiomycetes; Serinales; Debaryomycetaceae
Gene: CNS1
Product: HSP70/90 family co-chaperone
Exons: 1
Coding region: 142-1320 (392 amino acids)
Biological process (GO): protein folding
Cellular component (GO): nucleus; cytosol
Molecular function (GO): Hsp90 protein binding; Hsp70 protein binding
Source: RefSeq, a predicted model, not a curated record